AUCAUUGCCAUCAUCGGGCCAACUGGCAUCGGCAAGACACGUCUCAGUGUCGAGGUCGCAUCUGCCGUCAAUGGAGAGAUCAUCUCAGUCGAUAGUAUCCAGGUCUACCGCGACUGUCCCAUCAUGGCCGCGCAAGUCACCAAAGCGGAAAUGAAAGACGUUCCUCACCAUCUGGUAGAUUAUCUACAGGCGAGUGAAGAGCCUGUAGAUUUUGUCGCCCAGGCUGUACAAGCCGUCAAGUCUAUCCACAGCCGAGGCCGCAUCCCCGUCAUCUGCGGCGGGUCAACAUUGCUCAUGGAGCCACUGCUGUUUCACCCCUUCAUUCAGGAGCAGAACUUUCUCGCCAUUGCCUUCAACUCCGAUCUAUCAACCAUAAAAGGCCUCUGUGAUGGCCGAAUUACAAGCAUGCUUGAAGAUGGGCUCUUGGAUGAGGUCAAGAAGCUCAGUGAGCUGGAGAAAAAGCAUGGCCUAUAUGAGAGCCCUUCUCGUACUGGGGCAUGGAAGUCGAUCGGCUAUCCGGAGCUCCGUGCCUGGCGUGAUGCUACGACUCCCGAAGAUGCUGAGAAGGGACUGAGAGAUGGGUUGGAACUAAUGAAGCAGAACACUCUCCAAUAUGCCAGCAUGCAGCUGGAA
Molecule: messenger RNA, 633 nt
Organism: Fusarium redolens
Lineage: Eukaryota; Fungi; Ascomycota; Sordariomycetes; Hypocreales; Nectriaceae
Exons: 1
Biological process (GO): tRNA modification
Molecular function (GO): tRNA dimethylallyltransferase activity
Source: RefSeq, a predicted model, not a curated record